AUGGCAGACGUCGCACCGCCGCCAGAACAGCAGGACCAAAAGGUUUCUGGCGCUGCCUCUUCCGACACACCACAGGUCGGCACUCCUCUUGGUCCGCCUCCUGUGCCUCGCUCUGCUACUCCCCAGCCGUCUCAGAAGGUGUCGGAUGUCAUACCAAUUUACCGCGCAUCGAAACGCUUCAGACUUUCGAAGCACGACAGCUCCCACAUUACUUCUCUCGAUUUCGACGACAAAGGAGAAUAUAUAGUAGCUGCCUGCGAGGACGAGACCAUUCAAGUUUUUGACGUUAUCGAAGGCAAGAAUACGAAAGUGGUCCCCAGCAAGAAAUAUGGAGUGCACCUCGCCCGCUUUACCCACCAUUCACGCCAGAUACUCCACGCCAGUACUAAAGUGGACGACUCUCUUCGUCUUCUAGACUUGCAUCAAGAAAGUUACCUUCGAUAUUUCAGCGGACACACGGACAAGGUGACAUCGCUGGCGCUGUCACCCGGUACUGACGCCUUCGUAUCAUGCUCAAAAGACAACUCGAUUUCUCUUUGGGAUUUGAGGUCCCGAAAUGUGCAGGGAAAGCUCCAGCUAGCGACUCCGUAUUUGGUUGCUUUUGACCCCACGGCUUCCGUGAUCGCCAUUGCCUCCCAGUCGACCUCUUCGGUCUUGCUCUACGAUUUCCGUAACUACGACAGAGCCCCCUUUGCCACCUUUGACCUGGUUCCUCAUGAGGAACGAUAUACACCAGCGACUCGGGGAAGAUUGUGGUCGCGUUUAGAGUUUUCCAACGAUGGCAAAAACCUUCUCGUCGGCACCGACUACCACGGCCAUUUUGUUCUAGACGCAUUCGAGGGCACAUUGAAUGCUUUCUUGGGUGGCAGAAAAGGAUCUAGUGGAAGGGCGGCCCCCAUAUCGAGCUCUGGAAAGCCCUUGGGUCAAGGUGAUGCUUGUUUCACCCAAGAUGGCCGAUAUAUCGUAGGAGGGGCUGGUGAACAGACCGAAGUCCACGUAUGGGACACUCACCAGAUUUCAGACACGGGUGCGUAUUUACAGCCCACGAUUAUUUUGCCGUCCAGAGCCCGCACAGCCGUGAUCGAAAUGAAUCCCAGAUACAACAUGCUUGCAACCGCCGACAAAGAUAUUCAAUUCUGGCUACCUGACGAGGGGGUUAAAUCUUCCGACAAAUAA
Messenger RNA from Talaromyces rugulosus, 1176 nucleotides. RefSeq lists its product as uncharacterized. Lineage: Eukaryota; Fungi; Ascomycota; Eurotiomycetes; Eurotiales; Trichocomaceae. Gene Ontology annotation, molecular function: protein binding; chromatin binding. Gene Ontology annotation, cellular component: Set1C/COMPASS complex. The record is from RefSeq and is a predicted model, not a curated record. The transcript is spliced from 3 exons. The coding region runs from base 1 to 1176 and encodes 391 amino acids.